AUGCCUGGACUCAUACCUUUGAUGCUCCAUGCGCCCAGCGCUGCUUCACGUCGCAGUAUUCUCCUUAGUCCUGGCAGCAGCGCUUUCCCUCUCUCAUCGCCGCCUCCCACGCAAACUACUCACAAGAGGAUGGGCUCACUGGACGCCGCUGCUGCCAGGCCCAAAGCCCGCAGCCCGAAGCGGCUGUCUCUCCAAGCUCCUGCAAGCUUGCCUGUUCUUCCCUACACCGCAGCGGACUGGAACAAGGCUGUGGCCGAGGUCAAGCGCCACUACAGCAACCGUCAGUACCGCGCCUGCUCGGCACGGUGCUGCGAGAUCCUUGACAACUUCAAGGAUCAGGCAAAUGUUGAGCCGACAUACCUCAUCUACCUUCACUUCUACGCUGCCACCUCUGUUGAAAUGCUCGCCCGCCCUUUGAACACGUCGUCGCCCUACCGUGCGAAGCUACUGAACCAGGCGCGUGCUCAUUACGCCCGUGCUGCUGAGCUCAUCCAGACUGCCGACGAGACCAUUUCUACCUACUCACGCCCAUCAUCGGCCGCCACCACUGCCCCGAGUCUGCACUCGCCCUCUUGCUCUAUCUCCUCUCGCAACUCCACAGAACUUUCCUCGCCCACGGCUUCCAUCUGUUCACUCGAGGAUGCUAUGGCCAAACUCGCCAACACCCCCGCACCUCUGCAGACGAAGAAGCGCGUCACUUUCAUUGACGACCUGGAACCGAUGAUACAGGAACCCUUCAUUCGUCCCGACUCUCCAACACUCGGAUUUGACGACCUUCGCAGCAGCCCUGUGGACGGGUCUCGCUACCUUCCAUCGCUUCAAGAGGUCCCCGAGUCCAAGCUCCCCGCCGCCAUAGCCGUGGCACCGUCGCCCUCAGCACCGACCCCGGAGCCACCAAUCGAGGACAGUGAAGAGAAUGACUACGGCUACCUCCGUGAGCGCUCUAUUCACCGAUACUGCGCUCUCCUAGUCGGCCUUCGGUCUCAAAUCGCCUCUCACCUGGCUGCCGUCGAUGCUCAGCUGGCUCCUCAGGCCUCCGCGAUGGCAAACCACCGUCUCAGCUUCAGCAUAUCAACACGGGCUGCCACUCCUGAUGAGGAUGAUGAGAUGCGGGCCUUGGACCUCAAGGCACGCAUUGAGCGCCUGCGAGCCUCAGGAUGGAAGCGGCAGCGCUUUAACCCUCGCAGGUACGAGGAGCUUCGUGAAAGCGUCCUCGCCGAGAUGUCCUGA
This is a messenger RNA of Verticillium nonalfalfae, 1230 nucleotides long. RefSeq lists its product as uncharacterized. The transcript has a single exon. The record is from RefSeq and is a predicted model, not a curated record. Lineage: Eukaryota; Fungi; Ascomycota; Sordariomycetes; Glomerellales; Plectosphaerellaceae. The coding region runs from base 1 to 1230 and encodes 409 amino acids.